Messenger RNA from Paramecium sonneborni, 854 nucleotides. The record is from the annotation of a GenBank genome assembly. NCBI's taxonomy places the organism in Eukaryota, Ciliophora, Oligohymenophorea, Peniculida, Parameciidae.
AUUUAAUGUUGAGUCCUGAAUAAAUAUAUUCGAUUGUUUAUAAAACAGAUUCUGGUAUUGAAGGAUAUGCAAUCCCUCGAUUUUAUCAUGACCCAGCUGAAAUGAUGAGAAAUCGUGAUUUAUUAAAGCAAAUAGAAAAAAGUAAGUUUCAUAAUGUUAUUUGUGUUUAGAAUAAGCGCAUAAAAGAUAUGAAACAAAAAGAGGAAGUUAUUUAGAUGAUUAUACAAAAAUGUUUAAAAGCUAUCCAAGUCCUUUAUAAUAUUAAUCAUACUCGAUUGAAAAAAUUCCAGAGAAAAAAGUAAAAUAUCCAAAUCGUUUGACUUUAUUUGAUUAAUUAUAAAAGGAGUAAAAAAGAGUGAAUAAUCCUGCUGUUGGAGCUUAUAAUAUAGAAAAAAGUUAAGAAUAAAUAGAAAAAGAGCUUAAAGUAUUAAAGACUCGAAAAAUAAAAGAACUUUAAAGACCUAAUCCAUAUGAAGAUGCCAUGGCUCAUAGUAUAAUGGUUCCUGGUCCUGGAAAUUAUAAUCCACAUGUGAGAUAUUCAACAAUUAUAAAAGUCAUUCCUACCUAAAAUUAAAGUAAAUAACACAAAACCUGAGGAUUGGAGAAAAAAACAUAAUACAGAAAAAAAUAAAAGUCUUCCAUUACUUCCUCCAGUUGGAACUUAUACUCCUGUUCUUAGUGAUUCAUUUGCUAAGAUUUAAAGUUCUGUUCCUGCUAAAAGAGCUUAUUGGGGAAGUUAAAAAAGAUUCAAAGGAUUAUUUGGUAGUUCUUCUAUUGGUCCUGGUCCUGGAACUUAUGCAUAAUUAAGCAAAUUAUUAACAAAAGGAAUUGAAAAAUCUAUUUAUCAAGAAUGA